Lathyrus oleraceus (garden pea) is the source of this 1660-nucleotide messenger RNA. RefSeq names its product E3 ubiquitin-protein ligase PRT1. The coding region runs from base 98 to 1333 and encodes 411 amino acids. NCBI's taxonomy places the organism in Eukaryota, Viridiplantae, Streptophyta, Magnoliopsida, Fabales, Fabaceae. The transcript has 7 exons. Gene Ontology annotation, molecular function: zinc ion binding; ubiquitin protein ligase activity. Gene Ontology annotation, biological process: proteasome-mediated ubiquitin-dependent protein catabolic process. The record is from RefSeq and is a predicted model, not a curated record.
AAACAUUUCAUUGAAAAACUUAUUCAACAACUUUCAUCGUCUCUACAAUUCUUAGAUUCCAAAUUCUCUAUCUCUGCGUUCCCAAAACCUUCAGAAAAUGGAGAACACCGCUUUCACAAUUCCAAACUUUUCUGACGAAGAAGAUGAAGAAGUCCCUGAUUCCUUUUCUUGCUGCGUUUGUUUGGAUCUAUUAUACAAGCCCAUUGUACUAUCUUGUGGUCACAUAUGUUGUUUCUGGUGUGUCUAUAAAUCAAUGAAUUGUCUGCGCGAGUCUCAGUGUCCAACAUGUAGGCAUCAAUACUAUCACUUCCCAACAGUCUGUCAAGCGCUUCAUUUUUUGCUUCUUAAGAUGUAUCCCGUUGCUUACAAUAGAAGGAUCAAUCAAACUCUUGAGGAAGAGAAGAAAUCAGGCUUCUAUUCCCCUCAAUUUGAUCCCGACACAUGUGAAUCACAAGCUAAAUUUGGUCAUUCAUGUAGCCCUUCUUCCUCCUCAAAGAUGAAUCUGGUGCCCAACUCAUGCAAUGUGGAAACUUUUGAAUGUACAAAGCAACCAGAGUUCACUGCCCAUAAAGCAGAGCCUGAAACUACUGGGACUCCGGCUGAAGAAAAAACAUUGCCUCAUGAUAAGCUUGACAUAAAACAAAAAAUAUCAGUUGCUGAUGUGAUGUGUACAAUGUGCAAGCAGCUUCUUUUUCGUCCUGUAGUUCUUAAUUGUGGUCACGUAUACUGUGAAACUUGUGUCUACAAGUUAGCUGAUGAGAUGCUUAGAUGCGAAGUUUGUCAAAGUCCACACCCAAGAGGAUUUCCGAAAGUGUGUUUGGAGUUUAAUCACUUUUUGGAGGAACAAUUUGCUGAAGAAUAUGCACGGCGAAGCGAUGCUAUUGAACUAAAGGAAAUCAAAGUCAAACCCGAGACCCCUUCUUGUUCAUUGGAUAACGGUAACAAAGGAGAAAGUACAGAAUGGUGGUCUGAUCCUGACUUGAAAGUUCACAUUGGAGUUGGUUGUGACUUUUGUGGGAUGUUUCCUAUCAUUGGAGAUAGAUAUAGAUGCACCGAUUGCAAGGAGAAAAUGGGUUUCGAUCUUUGUAAAGAUUGCUACGACACACGCUCCAAACUUCCAGGCCGAUUUAAUCAACAACACACCUCAGAUCAUAGUUUCAAGCUUGUACAACCCAACUAUAUUCGUAACAUAAUGUUGAGGCUGGUCACCGGACAGUUAGGCGACAGGUCUAUCGACACCGAGUCUUUAAGUAACAUAGAUUUUACAGCCGAAGCCUCUGGGUUGUUUGAUGACGGUGAAGAUAACCAGAAUGACCCCGAAGCUACCGAUUGAAAAUUUGAACCCAAAAAUAAUCAUGAUAUAUAUUGUUGGUGAUAUUGCAUAGCUUCUUGCUGAUGUAAGAGAUGCAAAUAAUGCAAUACUUGGAGCAUGUUUUCCAAUCAAUUCCUAACUGAAUCUUUCUACAUAUUGUGGAAAUCAGUGACAGGUUAUUUUAGGCCUUCAUGGCAAGAUUCUUGAAUAUAUUCGGGAAUGUACAUAUUUUUAGGAGUUUGCAUGAGAUGUAUGAAAAUCUGUAUUUUGUUUUAUAUAACAGUAAUCUGUAUAGCAUUACUAAAUUUUAGUCUAGAAAUCGAAAUGUGCGUAAAUGAAAUUUGAAUA